CCCCCACAGCCAACUUUUCUGUUUCCGCUUCCGGCGCUGCGGCCGUUCUGGUCGAAGAUGGCGGCGGCAGGUGUACCCAGGGUUUCUGGGCUGCUAGGUCGUUCCCGGCUGCUGAGCCGGCCUAUGUCGAGUGGCGCCCACGGCGAGGAGGGCUCAGCUCGCAUGUGGAAGUCCCUCACCUACUUAGUGGCGCUCCCCGGGGUGGGAGUGAGCAUGCUGAACGUGUUCCUGAAGUCGCGCCACGGAGAGGAGGAGAGACCCGAGUUCGUCGCCUACCCCCAUCUCCGCAUCAGGUCCAAGCCCUUUCCCUGGGGAGAUGGUAACCAUACCCUAUUCCAUAACCCUCACGUGAAUCCGCUUCCAACUGGCUAUGAAGACGAAUAAAGAGAACCUGGGCCAUUACCCAGUGGGGACCACAGCACUGGUUUGGACCAUUACUCUGCACACAUGGACCAGAAAAGUGUUCGAGACCUUAAGCUCACCUUCUUGUAUCCAGUGAUGACCAUUAUACUUGAUGACCAUUAUACUGAUCUUCCGUCCCUUUGCUUAUGGCAGGAGAUGGCUUAAAUAAAUAAUUUAGUCAUGAGCUGA
Messenger RNA from Aethalodelphis obliquidens (Pacific white-sided dolphin), 591 nucleotides. It is a transcript of the gene COX6A1, whose product is annotated as cytochrome c oxidase subunit 6A1. NCBI's taxonomy places the organism in Eukaryota, Metazoa, Chordata, Mammalia, Artiodactyla, Delphinidae. The coding region runs from base 58 to 384 and encodes 108 amino acids. Gene Ontology annotation, molecular function: enzyme regulator activity. The transcript has 3 exons. Gene Ontology annotation, biological process: mitochondrial electron transport, cytochrome c to oxygen. Gene Ontology annotation, cellular component: respiratory chain complex IV; mitochondrial inner membrane. The record is from RefSeq and is a predicted model, not a curated record.